UGUCUCCUUAUAGGUGGGUUCUGCAGCCUCUCCUCUCCUCACACUCCAACCCUGCUCAUCUCUCAGCUGGACAGUAAGGGCCGUUCACACCACACACUGACAACAUGCUGGGGACACUCUGCACUCUCAUCACUGCUCUAACAUGUGUCAGUGGUGUGACUGUGGUGACACAGAAGCCUCCUGUUGUGACAGUGAGGAAAGGAGACACGGCCACCAUGGACUGUAACCUGGGGACUGUUCAAGAUAGUGGUGCUAAAUGGUAUAAACAGGUUCCAGGAGGAGUUCCUCAGUAUGUGAUAAGGUUCUACCAUGGUAAUAGUGCUCCUACCUAUGGCUCUGGUUUCUCCUCUCCUAAAUUCACAUCUAAUCAUCAGUCUAAAUCAGAUUAUCGUUUGAUUAUUAAUUCUGUGGAGGAGACAGACUCAGCAGUGUAUUACUGUCAGACAUAUGAUGCCUCUGUUAAAGAGUACGUAUUCGGACAAGGAACUAAGCUCAUUGUUACUGGCUCUACCCUCCCUCCGCCUGUCUUGACCAUCUUCCCUCCGUCCAGCGAUGAGUUGAAGUCCAGCAAAGUCACCCUGGUGUGUCUGGCCAGUCAGAUGGCCAUGGUCUACGCCGAUGUCAGCUGGACCGCGGGAGGGAAUCCGGUCACCGGCGGCAUCGCUACGAGUGGCCCGGUGCCGCAAGCCGACAAGACGUUCCAACUCAGCAGCUGUCUGACCGUUGACACGUCAGAAUGGAACCAGGACAAAGUGUUCUCAUGUAAAGUCACCGCGGGCUCCAAGUUCGCUGAGAAAGACAUCAAGAAGUCUGUAUGCAGCACUGAAUAGCCUGAGAACCAUUGUAAUGUCCAGUUGAUUUUCUACAUCACUUUUCAAUAUAUUGUUAAUGCAUUAGAAGUUUAACCUGCAUAUAUACAUUAUGUUCCAUAAAAGAUAAAUAGCUAAUCACACUGAUAUCAUAGGCUAUAUGAUAAGUAGACUUUUUAUAUUUGAAAUGGGUUGCUUUGUAGAUGUAUAAUAGAGGAAUAGUUAGAGCUUUGCUGUAUUGUGGAUAUUCAAUAAAGAACAUUCUAAAGAACAAGUGUUUGUAUUUGAGCAUGUUGAUGAACAUCAGUGUUAGCAGCUCUAAAUGAGGGGGAGUUUAACUGAACUCAAAUAGAUCAGCCUGCUCUCUGACUUUAGUCCAGAUCCAGAAAUAGUUGAUCUAGAUAUCCAGGAUGUAGAGCAGGUUUACUGUAAUGUUAAUGAAUAACCAGAGAUGGACCAGAGGU
Molecule: messenger RNA, 1273 nt
Organism: Salvelinus fontinalis (brook trout)
Lineage: Eukaryota; Metazoa; Chordata; Actinopteri; Salmoniformes; Salmonidae
Product: immunoglobulin lambda-1 light chain-like
Exons: 4
Coding region: 105-830 (241 amino acids)
Source: RefSeq, a predicted model, not a curated record